Molecule: messenger RNA, 2192 nt
Organism: Nicrophorus vespilloides
Lineage: Eukaryota; Metazoa; Arthropoda; Insecta; Coleoptera; Silphidae
Exons: 8
Coding region: 287-2137 (616 amino acids)
Source: RefSeq, a predicted model, not a curated record
GUCAAAAAAAAGUGUCAAAUGUUAGGUAAAAAUAACGCGGGUUGAUUGAAUUUAAUUUAAAUUGGUGAAUUACAGGAUUAUCGUGAUUGAAAAACGCGAAGGGUCGUACCCAAUUGAUCCUGCAAAAAAAAAGUGAACAUCAUCGAUCCUUACUUGAACAACCUUGAGGUCCAGAUUGCACAGGCAGGUUUUACUUCACGUGCCAGAAAGGCUUUGACGAGGUUAGUUUUGAUGUCGAAGAAGAGCUUUUCAGAUUCCUCGUCCAGUUUAUCCGCAUAAGAUUAAGAUGUCUCAAGUGCUGAAGUUACUUUUUAGUUCAAAUUUGAAAACGUUGCUUUCAAAUAGGCAAAAUUCAGUCAGGACUCUCUCUAGUAUAACAAAGGAGUUGAUUAGACAAAGUGGUCCAGCUACCUACACCAAUCAGGAUAUCCUGCUUUCCAAUUUGAAAGUGGCAUCAAAAACUCAAAAUGUUUUAGAAAUUGUAAACGAUCACAGCAAAAUUAUGAACCAUAAACACAUGAUGCAGGCUUUAAGGUCUCUGUUUUUAUUACAGAAAAGUGGAAACUCUAAUUUAUCAAUACAGCAAAUUAUAAAGCAUCCUGAUUUUGAAAAGUUAUGCAAAUGCCUAAAGAAACAUUCAGGCGCUAUAGAACUGAAUGAUUCGAUCGAAGCGCUAAAAGUGAUGAAUUUCAUAGGAGUGCAAUCUGAUAGCACAAUAGUUCAGGUGUUGUUGCAAUUGAUUAGGCAUCAAAUCAACGAUUUAUCGUUACAUCAAAUUAUCUUCAUUGAUUUUUUGUUCACACAUAUGAAGAGUACACCUCUGGUCGAAGCUCUCCGAUUGGCCCUACCUAUCGUAUUUGAAAUCCAGAUACCUUACAAAUUGGACAGAGAGAAUUUAUUGACUAUGACGGAGUGUCUUCAAUACGUUUCGAAAAAGAAUGUUUCCGAUAAGUGUGUGGAAACUAUUGUGAAUUCAAUUGUAAAGUAUAGGGGUGACAUAGAUUUUCGGAACGCGAUGAGCAUUGUUUGGUCUAUAUGCGAUAUGGAGGCGGAUCCGUAUUUCGAACAGUUAAUGAAGAGAUGCUUGGACUGUCUGAUUGUGCAAUUCGAUUCUUUGCAAUUGACAGACAUCGAGACGACCUUAAGUAAAUUGGUACACAGGGUCAGCAACAAGCACACCUUCUACUACAAUGACGUCUUCAUCGAUCUUAGCGUAAAUAGAAUAUUAGAUAAUGACUUAGGAUUUGAACCUGCUAUCCAUAUUCUUCGAAGGCUCUUUAAAGUGUAUCACGAACACAGUAAUCUCAUGGAUUAUAUUCUUAAAAAGAUACAUGACGAUCCGUUGACGUUUGAAAACACUAGUUCCGUCAACAUUUCGAUAAUUGUUUUCAUGUUAGGAAUGUGCAACGGUAAUUCCAAAUAUAUGGAUUCGAUUAAGGGCACGUUGCAGACUUCGAACAAAUUGAAAAAUUUGAAAGAUAUGUUUUGGUUGAAGAUGGCGACCUCGCUUUGCAUUUUGGAUGUUUACGUACCUGAAAUACUUGAAAAGGCUUUAAGCGAUGCUAAUAUUAAUAAAACAAUUAAUAAAGGGUUCGUUGCUGAUUACCGUAAUUUAUUGUUGUUGAAGCAGUCCAUCACUUUGUACAAAUCGGACUAUAUGUCGAUGUUACCUGCAAAUGAAGUAUUAGAGCAGUUGCAAAGUAAGGUUUCUGCGGAUAACGAAUUUCCGCUUGAAGCCUCUCUACAGGUUGCCUUCGGGGGCCAGAAUUACGUUAAGACCAAUAUAGUCAGUGAAUUAUACCAUACUAUAGAUCAUGUGGUUAUGUUGAGAAAGGGUGGUUAUGCAGUCGCAUUUCCACCUGCAAACAAUUCUAAUAAACUGGAAGAUUUAGAUAUGGGAGAUAAUCAAAUGGUAUUAAUAUAUGGCUUGAAUAAUAUGCAUUAUAUGCGAAAUACAAAAACAAUGAAAGGAUUCGUCAGUCAUUCGAUUAAAACGUUAGAGUCUAUGGGUCACACAGUGGUUUCGAUUUGCUUAGACGAUUGGAACGCUCUCUCCGAUUUUGAAAGGAUCCCCUUCUUAAUGCAGGCAAUCAAGGAGAAGACUGAACAUCUAGCCAUAAUGUCUGAUUCAAUUUAGUCUGAAUAAAACAAUUAUACUUUUAUUGCAGUUUGUAAAUAUUUAAUUAUUAUUU